Molecule: messenger RNA, 207 nt
Organism: Sclerotinia sclerotiorum 1980 UF-70
Lineage: Eukaryota; Fungi; Ascomycota; Leotiomycetes; Helotiales; Sclerotiniaceae
Exons: 1
Coding region: 1-207 (68 amino acids)
Source: RefSeq, a predicted model, not a curated record
AUGUGUGUGGUGAUUGAUGGUGAUUGGUGCGGGUAUGUUGUGCGUCCGGGGAAGAAGGGAGGGGAAGGAAAAGAAGGGAGGGGAAGGAAAAGAAGGGAGGGGAAGGAAAAGAAGGGAGGGGAAGGAAAUGAAGGGAAGGGAAUAUUGUUACGAGGUUUGCCGUCUAGAUCACGUGGAAGUGCUCUAGGCUCUCGAGGUGGUUUAUAA